This is a messenger RNA of Sphenostylis stenocarpa, 357 nucleotides long. The record is from the annotation of a GenBank genome assembly. NCBI's taxonomy places the organism in Eukaryota, Viridiplantae, Streptophyta, Magnoliopsida, Fabales, Fabaceae.
AUGGAAGUUGAAUCGGUCAAGUGUGAGUGCUGUGGCCUCAAAGAGGAGUGCACCCCAGAAUAUAUCCGCGACGUGAAGGCAAAGUUUGACGGCAAAUGGUUAUGUGGGUUGUGCUCAGAAGCAGUGAGAGACGAAGUUAACAGAGAGAAAAGGCCUUUUGAUAUGGAUGAAGCUGUCAAAGCUCACAUGUCAUUCUGUGGGAAGAUCAAAUCGAACCCCGCGGUUAGAGUUGCUGAUGGGAUGAGGCAGAUGCUGAGGAGAAGGUCAAGCGACUUGACUUCAUCGUCAAGCAAGUACAGUAGCAGGUCAAACACCACUUCUCAAGUCACUGAUUCCUCCACUCUCACGUUGCACUGA